This is a messenger RNA of Acanthosepion pharaonis, 2265 nucleotides long. Lineage: Eukaryota; Metazoa; Mollusca; Cephalopoda; Sepiida; Sepiidae. The record is from the annotation of a GenBank genome assembly.
AUGCUUGAUUUUUAUUGUUUUUCCAUUUUAAAUCGGGCCAAAGUAAACUUCAUCACAUUCCCUUUUUUUUCUUUUCUUUUUCAGGACGGCCGCACUUCUCUGGCUCUAGCGUCUGUAUCUUCCAAGGACGAUAUAGUGAAGCUUCUUAUAUCCAAGAAAGCUAAUGUUCUUAUCAGGGAUAAUAACGAAAAUAUGCCAAUUCACUGGGCUUGUAUGAAAGCGGGACAUAGUGGAAUAAUCGCAGCACUUCUGAAGGCAAUGGGUCCAGAAGGAACUCUCUAUUUUAAUAAGGAUGGAUAUGCACCACUGAUGUUGUCGGUCAUGGCUGGAAAUAGCAAUAACCUGAAAGAACUUUUAAAUCCCGGAUGGAAAGGUCAGCUGUCUUUAAAAACCAAGCAAUCAAAUGGUGAUACAGCACUCCAUAUUGCCUGCCGAAAGAAAAACACGGAUUUUCUCAAGUUGUUAGUUGAAGCUGGAACUCCAAUCAACAUAGUCAAUAAUGAUUUACAAACAGUCCUUCACUUGGCUGCGCACAUUGGAUGUGAAACAAUGAUGAAAUGCUUGCUGAAUCUUCGAGCAGACCCAAAUAUUGGAGAUAAGUUGGACAAAACUCCCCUCCACAUUGCCUUGGAGUGUGGCAACACAGACAUCAUGGACUUCCUAAUAGAUAAGUUCAAAGCAAACAUUAUGGCACGCGCCAAAGACGGCAGUACCCUGAUGCAUCUUGCAGCCACCAGUUCCCAAGCCAGUACAGCCAUGCUUUUUCUGAAGAGAGGUGUUCCGUUGAAUAUGGCAAAUAAGUCGGGCGCCGUGGCGCUGCAUAUUGCGUCUAUAAAUGGAAACGCCUCAAUGGUGAAGUCUUUAAUCCAGAAAGGAGCUUCUGUUGAUACAGAAACAAAGGAGGGUUAUACAGCUUUGCAUCUGGCAGUGCAACAUUCAAAACCACAAGUUGUCCAAACGUUAUUGGGAUUUGGAGCAAGAGUGGAUGUAAGAGCAGGCAAGUUACAAGAAAUGCCGAUUCAUCUGGCUGCCAAAAUUAAAGAUGCGAGCGUCUGCGCAGAAAUGUUGCUGAAAAGUGGAGCUGAUGCUAAUGUGAAGUUGGAGAAUGGCGAGUCUGUUCUCCACCUUGCAGCACGAAGUGGCAACACAACAUUGGUUGCAACUCUUCUAGAGGAAGAUUCCAACCCUACGCAAAAAUCAAAUUGUGGUGACACGCCACUACAUUUGGCGGUCCGUCAUUGCCAUCGGAGUACUGUAGCUUGCUUAUUAAAUUUUGUCUUCACUAAAAAAUCUCGACAAGAAGGAAUCAUGUUAGUCAAUGAGCGACAAUCAGAAGGAGAAACAGCUUUGCAUUAUGUUGCUGAUUUGGAGCCAAAUAAAGGCGAGGAUAUGUAUGAGUAUUCGGACAUUGCAAAAUUAUUACUUGAAUAUUAUGCAGAUGCAAGUUCUGUUACUUACCUGACGAAUGAAUCGGCAUUUCAUUUUGCGGCACGAUCAGGAAAUGCAAAUGUUUUGCUUGAAAUGACGCGGCAUAUCAAUCCUUCAAUGUUGAGAAAAUUGAUCAACAAAGAAUCUGCAAACGGUUGGUCACCACUAUUCGUAGCAAGCGAGAAAGGAAAAAAAGAAAUUGUAAAUAUCUUGCUGAAAAAUCAGGCUCGAGUUGACGUAUUUGAUGAGCACGGAAAAGCUGCCUUACAUCUUGCAGCCGAGAACGGGCAUGAAGAAGUUGCGGAUAUGUUACUCAAGAGUAAGGCAUUUGUCAAUGCUAAAUCGAAACUUGGUAUAACUCCAUUGCAUUUAGCCGCACAGAAUGGCUACACCAAAUUGGUCAAACUUCUUAUUGAAAAGCAUAAUGCUUCCAUUGAUGCUUUGACAUUGCCGUGCAAUUUAAUGUGUAAAUAUCUAUCUAUCUAUCUAUCUAUCUAUCUAUCUAUCUAUCUAUCUAUCUAUCUAUCUAUCUAUCUAUCUAUCUCAUGUUGUCUGUCUGACCAAAAAACAGCUCUUCAUAUGGCUGCACAAAAUGGACGAAUUGAUGUUUGCAACAGUCUACUCAGGAUGAACGCUAAUCCGAACGCCAGUGACUCGGACGGGCAAACGCCACUUCACUUAGCAGCGAAGAAUGAUUACCACAAUGUCGUGAAAUUAUUCUUAAAAUAUAAACCAGAAAUAGAGACCAUUAGUUGCAUGGUAAGUCUUUUGGGGGGUAAAAUUUAUUUUUUAUUGAAUGUAUUUACCAAUAAUUUCAAUCAUUUUUUUUUUUUUUGA